AUGAAGGAGGAGCCUAGUCUAUUUGAGGCGGGAUGCCCAAGAAUAGAAGUAGCCAUAUGCCGAAAAUCGUCUUCUGUGAUGUCAGGGAGAAAUCGUCUGCUCACUUGCGACAAGAGGGCAUUCUCUGCCAUUGAUUCUAGCACAACCGAUUCGAUGUCAAAGGACAAAGGAAAGGCGACAAAAGCUCUUAUUCCAACAAGCCCAGAAAAGAAAGAGGAGAAAUUGGCUUCAUUCUUACCGAUGAUAUUACCAGUUAUUCCGACAACAGCUUAUGAUAUCACCCUCGGGUCACUCCCUAAAGAGUGA
Molecule: messenger RNA, 306 nt
Organism: Ilex paraguariensis (yerba mate)
Lineage: Eukaryota; Viridiplantae; Streptophyta; Magnoliopsida; Aquifoliales; Aquifoliaceae
Source: the annotation of a GenBank genome assembly